Messenger RNA from Phaeodactylum tricornutum CCAP 1055/1, 2949 nucleotides. RefSeq lists its product with no specific name. The coding region runs from base 1 to 2949 and encodes 982 amino acids. Gene Ontology annotation, molecular function: nucleic acid binding. The record is from RefSeq and is a predicted model, not a curated record. NCBI's taxonomy places the organism in Eukaryota, Bacillariophyta, Bacillariophyceae, Surirellales, Neidiaceae. The transcript is spliced from 2 exons.
AUGUCCCCGUCUGCCGAUUUCACCAUCUCCGACUUUCCUCACAAAGUCCUCAAUCCAAUCGCCACCAAUACCAUCGCACCCUCCUAUGCGUCGCUUCUCCUCGCCCAACGCCAGCUCAGCGCCAAUGCAUCCGCCAUCCCCAGCCUCAAUGGCGGUGGCGCCCAUGGCCACAUGGCCCUGACGCUCACCGCCGCCGCGUACGCCGAACUGUCCGACGUCCCCUUCGUCAUUCCCGUUGCUCCCCCGGCCGACCCCGAACCGGGCACCACGCAACCUCAAAUCACGGAAAAUAAUCGGCUCCACAAACGCGCUGUGGCCAUCCACAGCCUCUACGUGGCAGUCAAUAAUGCCCUCCGUCGCCAGCUCCUCGACGCCGUUCCUCGCGUCUACGUCCGGGACUUGGAGCACCCCCAGUUCGCGUACAGCAAAGUCACCUGCCUUGACCUGCUGGACCAUCUCUGGCGCAACUUCGGCACCAUCUCCGCUUCUGAUUUAAAAAACAACAUCCAGUCGAUGUACACCCCCUGGAACCCAGCCGACCCGAUUGAAACCAUCUUUCACCGCCUGACCGACGCCAUUGCGUAUUCGACGGCAGGCCGCGACCCCAUCUCCGAAGCCGCUGCCGUUCGCGCCGGCUACGACGUUCUCGAGCAUUCCGGCUUGUUCCCUCGUGCCUGCGAAACUUGGCGCACUGCCUCGCCCGACACGCAUACGCUUGCCAACCUCCGUACUCUCUUUAAGGUUGCCGACACGGACCGCAAGCGCACCGUCACCACGGGCGCCCUUGGCUACGCCAAUGCCCUUUGUGCCCCUUCCUCUGCCCCCCCUUCGAUUGUGUCCGACACCCUCAGUCUUCCCUUUUCUGCUCUCUCUGUGUCGCAUUCCUCUGCCGCCACCACGGAGAAAACAUAUUGCUGGACCCAUGGCUCCAGCAAUAACCGUCGGCACACAAGCGCCACCUGCAAGAACAAGGCUCCUGGGCACCGCGACGACGCCACUGCUGCCAAUCCACUUGUCCCCUCCCCGCCUAGUAUUACAACCUCGGCCAUUGCCGACACCGGGUGCACAGGACACUACAUUACCGUGUCCUGCCCCCACUUCAACCAACAGCCAGCCUCCUCUCCACUCUCUGUCCCCGUUCCCAACGGCGCUACCCUCCGUUCCAGCCACACGGCCACUCUCGACCUCCCUGGUUUUUCCCCUGCCGCUUGCCAAGCUCACAUCUUUCCCGGCCUUGCUUCACACCCCCUCAUUUCCAUCGGCCAGCUCAGCGACGACGGCUGCACCGCCACCUUCUCCGCCACCCGACUCGACAUCCACCGGGACACCACCCUGCUUCUUACAGGCGCUCGAGCCCCCACCACCGGCCUCUGGCACCUCGACCUGACCCCAGCCAAGACCGCCAAUGCCCUCCUUCCCGACACCUCCCUGGCCGACCGCAUCGCUUUUGUCCAUGCGUCCCUUUUCUCCCCUUCUCUCUCCACUUGGUGCACCGCUCUCGAUGCCGGGCGCCUCCCAACCUUCCCCGACAUCACGUCCAAACAAGUGCGCAAGUAUCCUCCCCGCUCGAUGGCAACCAUCAAAGGCCACUUAGACCAACAACGCGCAAAUCUUCGCUCCACUAAGCCCUCCCCCGUUCCGCUGGUGGCCUCACCCAACCCUCUCCACGAAUCCCCGCUUGACUUCUGCCCGGCUCCGACCACUCCUCCCGCUGGCCGCACUCACCAUGUCUUCGCCGCACACCAACGAGUCACCGGCCAAAUCUACACAGAUCAACCGGGCCGUUUUCUCACUCCCUCGAGUGCAGGCCACACGGAUAUGCUCGUGUUGUACGACUACGACAGUAAUGCAAUUCACGUUGAACUAAUGAAGAGCAAGUCCGGUGCCGAGAUCCUGGCCGCCUACCAGCGCGCCCACUCCCUCUUCACCCACCAUGGCCUCCAGCCGCAGCUCCAGCGUCUGGACAACGAGGCAUCCACCGCUCUCCAGUCAUUCAUGACCGCCCACCAAGUUGACUUCCAAUUGGCGCCACCCCAUUUACACCGUCGCAACGCCGCCGAACGCGCCAUACGUACCUUCAAGAACCACUUCAUAGCCGGUCUCUGCAGCACGAACCCGGAUUUUCCGCUUCAUCUUUGGGAUCGCCUCAUUCCCCACGCUCUGCUUAGUCUCAAUCUCCUCCGCGGCUCCCGCAUCAACCCCACCCUCUCAGCCCACGCCCAACUCCACGGCGCGUUCGAUUACAACCGCACCCCGCUUGCCCCCCCCGGUACUCGCGUCCUCGUGCACGAAAAACCCGCCGUCCGAGAAACUUGGGCGCCCCAUGCUGUUGAAGGCUGGUAUCUUGGCCCGGCCAUGAACCAUUACCGCUGCCAUCGCGUUUGGAUCACCGAGACACGUGCUGAACGCGUUGCUGACACGCUGGCAUGGUUCCCCAGCAAGAUUCCCAUGCCCACCGCCUCUUCCACGGACCGCGCCCUGGCCGCCGCCCGUGACUUAGUGUGUGCCCUCCGGAAUCCCGCUCCUGCUUCACCGUUUACGCCCCUCGACGCCAACCAGCACCAGGCCCUCACCCAACUCGCAGAACUCUUUGAGUCCGUUGCUGUCCCGGCCUCUCCCAUCGCCGCACCCGCUCGAGCGCCCCCGGUCCCCGCCCCUGUCCCAGCACUUACCCCAGCACAGGUCCGCUUUGCCGUUCCCAUCGUCACAGCCGAGCACGCCCCCGCACUUCCGAGGGUGCCCACCCUUGCGCCGCCACCUCCGAGGGUGCCCCCCACGGCCACCUAUCACUCUCGAACCCGAAAUCCCGGCCGCCGCCGUCGCAAAGCACGCAAGCCCCCGCCAACCCCAACCCUAGUUCCGGCUCAUCCACACAACACCCGCACCCGACCCUUUCUUGCCCCGCCUCCGCCAACGCAGUCGUCGACCCCGCAACCGGCGCCUCUUUAG